Anoplophora glabripennis (Asian longhorned beetle) is the source of this 405-nucleotide messenger RNA. RefSeq lists its product as uncharacterized. The record is from RefSeq and is a predicted model, not a curated record. NCBI's taxonomy places the organism in Eukaryota, Metazoa, Arthropoda, Insecta, Coleoptera, Cerambycidae. Bases 26 to 331 code for a protein of 101 amino acids. The transcript has 2 exons.
UAGUACAAAAAAGUUAAAAGUGUAAAUGUGCAUUAUGACUAUGAUAUAUACAUUAUCUCACAAUUCACAUAAACAAUUCAGAAAGUAUUUCGCACCCAAGCUAUUAUGGCGAUUAAUCCCAGGUAGAGCAAGCGCUAAGAAGAAAGCUGAAAGUGUGGCCCAAAUUGCUGCAGAAUCACUAUGGGGGAAAUGGAUGGAGGAGAAAACAUUGGAGUUUCACAAGAAUGCUAUUGAAUCUGCAACAAGGGAAAGUAGCGAUGAACCUCAUGAUGAUAGUUAUCAGGAUGAAUCCUGCUCUAGAUUGGAAACUGAACACGAUUUGCGGGUUUAGAGUUAUAUUCGAUUUCUUUAAAUACUUUUAUACUGUGACAAACUUCCUUGGCAAAUAAAUUUUUUUAUUGAAAA